Molecule: messenger RNA, 462 nt
Organism: Ipomoea triloba (trilobed morning glory)
Lineage: Eukaryota; Viridiplantae; Streptophyta; Magnoliopsida; Solanales; Convolvulaceae
Exons: 2
Coding region: 1-462 (153 amino acids)
Source: RefSeq, a predicted model, not a curated record
AUGGCGGCCACUUCAUCCACCGUGAGUUUGAAGCUCCUCAUAGACAAGAAGACACGAAAAGUUGUCUUCGCCGAGGCCGACAAGGCCUUCGUUGAUUUCUUGUUCCACCUCAUGUCGUUGCCGCUCGGGACAGUUAUCAAACUCGUGAACCAUAACUCCAUGGCCGGAUCCCUCGGAAGCCUGUACGGCAGCAUUCAAAACAUUAGCGACGCAUACCUCCAACCCAACGUGGAUAAGGACGCCCUUCUCAACCCUAAAGUUGCGGUUCGCUCUCCCACUGUGCCGCUCCUAAUGGCCCCCGGCCUCGCCUCUGAGACCAAGAAGUUUUACGUUUGUUCUGGCUGCAACGCUUAUGCUAACCGCCAGAGAUACAUCUCCGAAUAUCCGGAUUGUGGAUUGAAGGUGUUGAAGGCUGCUCUACACACUGAUUCUGUUCUCACCACUGUUUUCCUCCCAAAGUAG